Molecule: messenger RNA, 778 nt
Organism: Erigeron canadensis
Lineage: Eukaryota; Viridiplantae; Streptophyta; Magnoliopsida; Asterales; Asteraceae
Product: expansin-B15-like
Exons: 4
Coding region: 1-777 (258 amino acids)
Biological process (GO): sexual reproduction
Cellular component (GO): extracellular region
Source: RefSeq, a predicted model, not a curated record
AUGGCUUUAAACCUUGAAAAAGUACUCUUAUUGAUCAUGGUUUUGGUAUCUGCCCAUAAGCUGUUAGCGAAAACGACUAGCAAUGUAGGUGAUUUUACACAAGCUUUAGCAACAUGGUAUGGAGAUCCAUAUGGUGCUGGAAGUGGGGGAGCUUGUGGAUGGGCUAAUGAUGUGCAAUCACCUCCAUUUUCUGCCAUGAUAGCCGCAGGCAAUGCAAAAUUGUAUUUGCAAGGAAAAGGGUGUGGAAAUUGUUAUCAGGUUUUAUGCACCCGACAACCAUAUUGCUCGGCCAAACCUAUUACUGUAACCAUAACCGAUGAGUGCCCUGGUACGUGCAAUGACGUCCCAUUUGCUUUUGAUCUAAGUGGAACUGCUUUUGGUGCAAUGGCAAAUCCAGGACAGGCUGAUAACCUACGAAAUCUUGGCCGAGUUGACAUUCAAUUUCGAAGGGUGCCAUGCAACUAUGGUGUUACAACAAUUGCAUUCAAGAUUGAUCCAAUGUCGAACCCUUACUGGUUUGGAAUGGCAAUAGAGUUUUGUGAGGGAGAUGGUGGCCUUAUCUCAGUAGAAGUAUCAGCAAAUGGUGCACAACAAUUUAGAUGGAUGAAGAACAUAUGGGGUGCAGUUUGGGCAGCACAAGUUGACCCAUCUUUUCGUGGUCCAUAUACGAUUAGGCUCAUCUCCGGAAACCAUGAACCAGUCGUUGCAUUCAAUGCAAUUCCGUAUGGGUUUGCUCCCGGACAAACUUAUUACUCACAUGUCAAUUUUAGAAGCUAGA